AGCUGAAGUUUUUGUCUUGACACAGCUUCUGGUUUAUUAGGCUUAACCCACUUUAUCCAUAAUCUCACCUGGUGUGUAAUGUGAUGAAGGUGGAUGUUGUGUAUUCAUCCACCCAAAUCAUCUUACAUAAGAUACAUGCACACAUUCUACAUCCCAUCGGAAUAGUCCGCUCUGAUAUAUUUAUCUGAUAUUUUACUUUAGUGGUGAAUGUUUGAAACACACACAAUUAUUACAUUUAACGAACACAAAAAUUGAAUCUGGGGCUUUUAGGCCUCCUUCAGGAACCAGUUUAAACGGUAGCUCCAUCACGUACACGGCAUUGUGCUGCCAUCUGUUGGAAGAUACCAUUUGUCCGUCAACAGUUUGUAGGUGAGCCAGCUUCUCGUCCUGCGUCCUGCAUCUUCUCCGAGAAGAAACCAAACAAUGAGUCGUCGGAACGAAGCUCCGUUAAUCCGUCCGGGAGCUGCGCCGUUCCCAGUUCAACAGCCGCUUGGAAGAAUACCCAAGGACUUCAAAGAAGCAAUGUUACACAUCCCAGUGAAGCUGGCACAUCCCAAAAACAACAGCACACGUGACGUGGCAGCUAAAACAAAACCAGCCCCAACACGAGCAGCAAAACCUUCCGAUGAUAAAUGGAGAUCUUCAUUCAAGCCAUUAGGACAACCAUAUGACUAUAUGGAGAAAAGCACUGACAGUUCACCAAGGGUUGAAAUAUAUGAUCCUUACGACCCAGACGUGUCAGAUUCUGAGCAAGGGAUGCCUGAUGCCCAAAACCACAACGAAUCCCCACCUAAUGAGGAUUACGGCCAGCGUUCAUCUCCAAGUAGAAGCUUCGGUAAAAAACGUUGCUGGGGAUCAAGCUACACCGAGUCAGUAAACCAAUCCCUCGACAGAAGUGACUUUGAACCUGAAAUCAGACCCGCUCAAAGUCAAAGUGUCAGUCCAAGUCAUAGACUGCCUGAACGACCGGGUUAUGACUCCAUGAGCAGACCUUUAGACCACAGGUUCUCCAGCCCUGACGGGCUUAUUUACGCCGCCUCGGCCCAAAUGUUUCCUGCAAUGUAUGGAGGACAGAUGACCAACGGGGACGAGAGGAUAAUACUCCCAGAGUACGAGAGAGAGAUGAACACGACUGUUCGGUUAUCCCCGCCCAGGUUACAGCAGGACCAUCAACAGUUGAAAUACUUGAGAACAGAAAGGGACCAGGUCUCCCCUUCCACCGAGGAUUCAAGAAACUGGAACAUAAAUAUAGUGAUGGAUAAGAGACCCAUCACUUGUGACCUUUGUGACAUUGAGUUAGCCAAUGGUGGGGAGCUGGACGAUCAUUUGGAGAGCAAGAGCCACUGGGACACCCUGGAGCACAUCCAGCAGCAAAAUAACUAUGAUGAUCUGGCUAUAGCCUUCCUACAGGAAGUCCUGCAGUAUAAAAGCCACCAGUGCAGCCGAGCCAUAGAGGAUGGUGCACUUCAAGCUCUGCAGGAAAAUGACCACAUGACAAAGAUGGAAAUGUUCCACUGUGCAGCCUGCAGUAUCUUUGUAUCAACAUCUGCAUCCUCAGUCCAGACCCACAUUACUUCUCAGGAACACCUCAGCAACAUACAGGAGUUUCAUGUGCAGCAGAGACGUUCUUGCCUUGACAAAGCAGAAACCAUGAUGAAGGAGCUGAAACCUCAGUUUGAACACUUUCUGAAGGGCGGCAGCCCAUUUGAAUGAUGGAAGUAAUCAGAAUACCGUUUUCACCGAGAAGCUGUUUUAAACAUCAAUCACAGCCACAUUAAAUGUUGCGCCGCCACUGCUACAGUACGUCACUUAGAAUGCUUGUUGACUCUGUCAAUCAGGAUUUGUCUGAUUAAAACGGAGGCAUUUUGAACAGGUGUGUUCACACAAUAUAGAUUUUCUUGUAUCUUUGUAGAAGCAGAGCAUCAAUUUACAUUUGUUCAAAUUAAAGUUAGUCAUAGUACUCCCAGGUCAUCAGUUUGUCUUUUUGUGAAUUGACAGAUUCAUUGAGGCAUUUUUUAAAAUGUUUUUAUUUAGAACACAUG
Pungitius pungitius (ninespine stickleback) is the source of this 2042-nucleotide messenger RNA. RefSeq names its product DBIRD complex subunit ZNF326-like. Lineage: Eukaryota; Metazoa; Chordata; Actinopteri; Perciformes; Gasterosteidae. The coding region runs from base 424 to 1713 and encodes 429 amino acids. Gene Ontology annotation, molecular function: DNA binding; zinc ion binding. Gene Ontology annotation, cellular component: DBIRD complex; nucleus. Gene Ontology annotation, biological process: regulation of DNA-templated transcription elongation. The transcript has 11 exons. The record is from RefSeq and is a predicted model, not a curated record.